This is a messenger RNA of Striga asiatica, 744 nucleotides long. The record is from the annotation of a GenBank genome assembly. Lineage: Eukaryota; Viridiplantae; Streptophyta; Magnoliopsida; Lamiales; Orobanchaceae.
AUGACGAAAUCAAAACGAAAUAUGAAGCCUAUUGAGAGAAUCGCCCGAGGAAUUGCUAUUUCUAGUUGCAAACUGAAGUUGCGGGCUAAGAAGGAUGCGUAUCGAUCAUGUCCACAAUAUGGUAAGUACAAAUUGCUAUUUUUGUUUGUAAAUUGGUUGAUGAGGGGACAUGUAGGAGGAACAAAUAGUUUCUUUACUGUUGCUAUUCAUUAUGGAGGAUUCUUUGAUAUUGGGCCUAAAUACUCAGCAUAUUUAGGAUCUGUGUUAUCAGGUGCUGAAAGUGAGUUGGGAGAUGGAUCUGUGUUAGGUGCUCAAACCGGGUUUGGGGAUGGUGAUGGGUUAGGGGAUGAAACUGGUUUGGGGGAUGGUAUUGGGUUAGGGCCUGAAACUUUGAGGGAUGGUGAGGGAUUAGGUGUUGAAACUGAGUUGAGGGAUGGUAAGGGAUUAUGUGCUGAAACUGGGUUGGGGGAUGGUGAUGGGCUAGAUGCUAAAAUUGGGAUGGGAGAUGGUGAAGGGUUAGGGGAUUGUGAGCCAAAUGAAUGUCAAGAGCAAACUCAAGGUGUAGAUCAAAGUUACAUAGAUGAAUUUGUGAGAGAGUUAUCAGAAAGUGAGGUCAAUGAUGGGGAAACAGAGAAUGGAGGAAUAGAUGAUAGUGAUGAUGAUUUAUAUGAGUUUGAAUAUGACAUGGAGGAUGAGCAAGUUGAUGACAAGAUGUUUUCUGAAAAUGUUGACAUUGAUGCUGAG